AUGGCAGCUGUGAUGUGGACUUUGAUCUUUCUUGUCGCUAAAUUUGCCCUUGGGAGCCCUCUGGUCGAUCCGAGUACAUGUGCUUGCCCCCGCAGCUCAAGUAUCCCAGCUUUGGUAAACUUACCGUCGUGUACCCCCAGUUCAGGUGUGAUCGUUGUCGAAGUUUCUGCGUUCACCUCUGCACAUCUGUUUGACCUCUCACCCCUACCUCAAGGACACGGGACUUCCGAGUUUCUGAGGCUGCAUACAGCGGACGGUAGUGAAUGUGUAGAUGACACUCACUCAAAGGUCAAACAAGGAUCGCAAGAAUUAUGGAUCAGUCCUGACAAGGCUACUUCCACUGGUGCCCAGAUCGUGGAGUACAAUUCUUGUGACGAGCCAAUGCAGUUGGAUAUCACUACAUGGCCCUUUUCCGAGUCUCCAUACACCAACACAUCCAAGUACUCGGACACCGUUCAUUUGACAGCUAAUCCUUGGCAAUGGGACUUGGACACUGGAACCAAGAAAGACAGCGGUCUCAACGUGACGUGCGAAAGUGAUGGUGGAACGACUUCACUUUCCGCCGCGGCUGCAGCCGCUACUGCACCUGUGUCUUGUCCGGAAUAUAAUCUCACAUACAAUAUCAUAUCCAACUACACGGCUGUACAGUCGAAGGUUUGGAACAGCGGUCUGGUCCUCUCGAGCACUAACGACGGCAACACGGGGCCCAACAAGGUCAACGAGACUCGCUCGUGCAUCGACAUGUACAUCCAUUAUACCGUAUACACAUAUGCCAAAUGGCUCGAUAGGGGUGAGAAUAAACCAAAAAGUACCGUAGAUUGCAUCCUGAAAGGGGAUCUCACGGACGACUGUGAGAUUAUGAUCGAUGGUCAGGGGACCAAAUUCCCUAGCUCACACCCAUGCCUCGAAUCUAACUGCACGAAAGUUGAUCCCAGUACAUGCGCUUGUCCCCCUCCGUCCGCCAGUGCAAGCUCCAGUGUAACCUCUACCGCAAGCUCUGCGUCGGUCUCGACGACCAGCGCAGCCUCGAGUAGCGCUCUGAGCAGCGCCUCUAUCAGCGCCUCUAAUAGCGCCUCUAACAGCGCCUCUAAUAGCGCCUCGAGUUCUGCAGCAGCGCCCUCGUGCACAUCGAAAUCGAGUGUCAUCACUAUCAUGGGCUCAGCAUGGACAUCGACCCACGCUAAACAAGGGAAACAAGAAGUCUGGGCGACAUCAGACAAAACUUCGACGGUCUAUCAACAAAACAUAACUUAUUCGGCAUGUGAUGAUCCAAUGCAAUUGGAUAUUACCACUUGGCCUUCAACGUAUCCAUCGUACGCCAAUACGUCUAAAUAUGCCGAGGUGAUCCAUUGUCUCAUCUCUGGAGUCCCGACGUUAGAUUCCACCACCUUGGGGAUCAAUGCCGAUAGCCAAUUCUGGGGAUGGUACUACCUUCCGGAUCGAGCCAAGGGCAAUGGCCUGGUCGUUACUUGCGAAGGGGACGGCGGGACGACAUCUUUGACAGCUCCUGCGGCCACCGUCACCGCUCAGCCUACUUGUCCUACGUAUAAUGUAACAUAUGGUGUCACCGCAGAUUUCAGCGAAGCCCAUAUAUGGAAUGGUCCUGUUCUUCUUCGAAGUCUUAAUGCCAACAGUCCCGGACCGCAAAACGUCACCUUGCCUAGUACAUGCAACGACCCAUACAUUCAUUUCACGGUGUUUACUUAUGCAAGUUGGGAAGAUAGGGAUGCUAAGAAGACUAAAAGUGUCAAAGAUUGUACACUCCAAGGAACACUCUCAGCUAAUUGCGCCAUCAACCUCGAUACGACGGGUGCGGUAUUCCCCAAGACGCCAGCGUGUCUUAAAGCUACUUGUACUGAUGACGGUCCGCCGCCGUAG
Tremella mesenterica DSM 1558 is the source of this 1878-nucleotide messenger RNA. RefSeq lists its product as uncharacterized. Lineage: Eukaryota; Fungi; Basidiomycota; Tremellomycetes; Tremellales; Tremellaceae. The transcript is spliced from 16 exons. Bases 1 to 1878 code for a protein of 625 amino acids. The record is from RefSeq and is a predicted model, not a curated record.